AUGCCAGCAACUGACGGGAGCGCAGACUUGAGCAAGGACCAGGUGCAGGUAGCUGCGCUCGGGUUCGUUCUGCCAGUGUCGUGGUUGAAGUCCUUCGAGUUCUUGUCCUUCACCAGCACCCUCGGCACUCUCUCCGUCCUCGCAGCCUUGAUCACUGUGCUCAUCGAUGGGCUGGGCCACCAGGGAUCGUUGGAUGCGGUCACCUCUGCCUUGUCCUCCCUCCCGCUCUGGCCAGACUCGUUCGAGUCCUACUUCAAGUCGCUCGGGAGCGUCCUCUUCCUCUUCUGCGUUAACUUCCUGGUCUUCCCCAUCGAGAGGUCAAUGAAGAAUCCUGGGAACUUUGACCGAGCUGUCAACGGAGCUGUCUGGACCACUGCAUCUGUCAACAUCCUCUUCGCGGCCCUCGCCUUCUCCUUCUACGGGCAGGAGACUCAAGACAUUGUUCUCAACAACCUCGGACCUGGCAACGUCCUCACAGCCGUCAAACUUCUACUGUGCGCCGACCUUCUCCUCACCUACCCGCUCGUGUUCGCUGCGGGGCGUGAGAUCCUUGAGAACGCGUUUCUCAACGAUGAGGAGGAAGGGGAGGAGGGAAAUAGGACGGAAGGACUACCGGUAGUGUCGGGGAAGAAAGCGCUGCUCCGAACGAGCCUUGUAGGGUUCACGUUGCUCGUGGGCAACCUGAAAGGUUUUGGUCUCAUCACUAACAUAGCAGGAGGUCUAGCUCAAGGGUCUCUCGCCUUCAUCAUUCCACCGGCCCUUCAGCUCCAGCUGAAGCCCAGCACCAGAAUCUCCCAGCUGAUGGCUUCAGCUCUCAUCCUGCUGGGCUUGUUGAGUUCAGGGCUCACAACCUACGAGGCGAUCGUCUCCUCUUAG
Guillardia theta CCMP2712 is the source of this 876-nucleotide messenger RNA. RefSeq lists its product as hypothetical. The transcript is spliced from 12 exons. The record is from RefSeq and is a predicted model, not a curated record. Gene Ontology annotation, cellular component: vacuolar membrane. Gene Ontology annotation, molecular function: amino acid transmembrane transporter activity. NCBI's taxonomy places the organism in Eukaryota, Cryptophyceae, Pyrenomonadales, Geminigeraceae. Gene Ontology annotation, biological process: amino acid transmembrane transport. The coding region runs from base 1 to 876 and encodes 291 amino acids.